UGACCUUCUUGUUUGCGGGCUCUAAUGUAAACUUAUACCUUCAGCACGUGCGACGUCUCACUUGAAGUUUUGUUUUGUCAAAAAAAAUGGAAAAACAAAACAAGAAAUUCAAGAAGAAACGAAAAAAGUCUUCUGCUGGUGAUCAUCCAGGAAGCAAAGUGAAGAAGGCUAAGAAGAUUGGGGAUAUUGCUGAUGAAACUAGCGAAGGUGAGAAAAUUGUUGAUGGAAAUAAAGAAGUGGAUGACUCAGAUAAUUUUGAUAGUGCUAAAGAGAAUGAUAAUUUGGAGACUACUGGUUUUGAUCCAUCAACUUUAUCCAAUGAAAAUACUUCAUUUGAAUCCUUGAAAGAAAAAGUCUCAGAAAAAACACUGGAAGCUAUUAGAGAAAUGGGCUUCACACAUAUGACUGAAAUACAACACAAGAGUAUUCCACCUUUAUUAAAUGGAAGAGAUCUUCUUGGUGCUGCUAAAACAGGAAGUGGAAAGACAUUAGCUUUUCUUGUACCUGCCAUUGAACUUCUUUAUAAGCUGGAGUUCAAGCCUAGAAAUGGAACUGGUGUAAUUAUAAUAUCUCCCACUCGAGAACUUUCUCUACAAACAUUUGGAGUUGUGACAGACUUGCUUAAAUACCAUAAUCAGACAUAUGGUAUCAUAAUGGGUGGGGCUAACAGAAAGAAUGAAGCAGAAAAAUUGCAGAAAGGUGUAAACUUGUUGGUUGCUACACAACUUCUGGAUCAUUUGCAGAAUACACCUGGCUUUAAUUUCAAGAAUUUACAAUGUUUAAUUAUUGAUGAAGCAGACCGUAUUCUCCAGAUUGGUUUUGAAGAAGAAAUGAAACAAAUUAUACAUAUUUUGCCAAGUCGAAGGAUGACUGUACUUUUCUCAGCAACACAAACAAAAAAUGUUGAAGACUUGGCAAGGAUAUCUUUGAAAAAAGCACCUUUGUAUGUUGGUGUUGAUGAUAACAAAGAAACAGCAACUGUUGAAGGCUUGGAGCAGGGGUAUUUGGUGGUUCCAUCUGACAAGCGUUUCCUGGUGUUGUUUACAUUGAAGAAAAAUCGUGACAAGAAAAUCAUGGUUUUCUCAUCCUGUCAUUCUGUCAAAUAUCAUUCAGAGCUUCUUAACUAUAUUGAUCUAAAUGUCAUGGAUAUCCAUGGCAAGCAAAAACAACAAAGACGCACCACAACAUUCUUUCAAUUCUGUCAAGCCAAGUCUGGUACACUUUUGUGUACAGAUGUGGCUGCUAGAGGUCUUGAUAUCCCUGAAGUUGAUUGGAUUGUGCAGUUUGAUCCUCCAGAUGAUCCUAAGGAAUAUAUCCAUAGAGUUGGUCGAACGGCUCGAGGCGCCCAUGGAAAGGGUCACGCUUUGUUGUUUUUGCUGCCUGAAGAACUUGCUUUUCUACGCUAUCUCAAACACGCUAAGGUGCCCCUUAAUGAAUACGAUGUUUCUUCGUCAAAAAUCGCUAACGUUCAAUCACAGCUUGAAAAGUUGAUCACGAAAAACUAUUAUCUUCACAAGUCAGCUAAAGAGGGUUACAGAUCCUAUCUUCAAGCGUAUUCUUCCCAUCAGCAUAGGGAUAUAUUUAACGUGAAUACGUUGGAUUUGCAAAAGGUUGCUAAGGCGUUUGGAUUUCAAGUUCCGCCUGCUGUUAAUCUGUCUGUACAUAGCAGUAAAGGCGAUAGACCUAGAAAACGAGGUGGUGGUGGAGGGUUUGGUGCAAACUACAGAAAUGCAAAAAAUUUAAAGAAAACUAAGAUCUUCAAACAAAAGAAAGAUCGCUCAGAUAGAAGACAGUUUAGUAGAUAAUGUACAUAUAAUGAUAUAUAGGGACUGUCGUGGUUGUCGAAGGACAGAGAAUAAAUAAAAUGUUCUUCAUUUUGAAUGGAAA
This is a messenger RNA of Xenia sp. Carnegie-2017, 1887 nucleotides long. RefSeq names its product ATP-dependent RNA helicase DDX18-like. Gene Ontology annotation, biological process: maturation of LSU-rRNA from tricistronic rRNA transcript (SSU-rRNA, 5.8S rRNA, LSU-rRNA). Gene Ontology annotation, cellular component: nucleolus. Gene Ontology annotation, molecular function: nucleic acid binding; ATP binding; RNA helicase activity. The record is from RefSeq and is a predicted model, not a curated record. NCBI's taxonomy places the organism in Eukaryota, Metazoa, Cnidaria, Anthozoa, Malacalcyonacea, Xeniidae.